GUGAUGAUGGCGGUGCGUGAACGCGCAGUAAAAGUAAUGGCUGCUCUUGAUCGGCGGGUGCCUAGCCUCGAUGAUUUCGUGGGUCAAAGCUGGACUGCCUGGGCCGAGUGGGCCGGUGUGGCAGCGGCGGAUGGGCCUGAUGGAGAUGACUGCAGCAAGAAUGGCAAAAAGGUUGCAGAGGCCAUGUCACUCAGUAAAGAGGACAUGUCCAUCUUCGGGCUCUACCCCGGCCAUGACGAUUUCUACCUGGUGGUGUGCAGCCACUGUGGCCAAGUCGUGAAGCCACAGGCAUUUGAGAAGCACUGUGAGCGGAGACACGGCCCCCUGGCCAAGCUGUACGCCCGACUGCGCUCUCCCACCCCUGCACCCCAACCCCAGCAGAGACCCCACCACAGCCACUCUCCUUCUCAUGGGACCAACACUGCUGCCUCUGCUUCAUCCUGGGAGAGUCGCAGCCAGAGCGUCGGGCAGCUACGGGCAACUCCACCUUCGCCCUCCACACCUCCUCAAUACAGACACUCCAAGAACUCCAAGGAUGGAGUACGACAUUCCCCACUGGAGAAAUCCUCCCACAGCAGCCACACAGAGUCAUCAGUAUUUAAGCAGCCGCCACCUCUGGAGCCUCCGAUGAGUUCUCCGCCUCCUUCACUCAGAGAUCCACCCUGGCCGCAUGGAGGAACCCCGCCGGGUAGACCAACGCCCAGUGACAGACCUCCAACACAGAGCCAGAGGAAGGACUCACCUCUGCUCUCUGCUGUCCCAGGCCACCGGAUCCCCAGAACGUACAACAAAGUGGCCUCCAAGAGGGAGUGCGACUUGGACAAACACUGCGGCGUCCUUGACCCGGACAGGAAGAAGGUCUGCACUCGCCUCCUGACAUGCAAUAUCCACUCCAUCCACCAGCGCAGGAAGGUGUUGGGCCGCAGCAAGAACUUCGACCAGCUCGUUGCAGAACUCAAGACCAAGGUUCGUGAGAAAGGGGCCCAAUCCCUGGAGGGAGGCUCCUCCACUGGACGGUCCCCCAGCCCAGAGGCCCCCAGGGAGCAAGCUGGGGCUCCCCACUGCAGGAGACCCCUGGCCAGCCUCCCUGCUUUCAGUCGGUCCACGACUGCUUCAGAGAGCACCCCAGAGGAGGAAAAGCCACGGCAGGAUGAGGGGAGUCUCAGAGCUCCCUCACCUCUUGUCCACGGACGAAUCUCAAGUGACGAAAGUGAUGCAGAAGGAACUGAGGAACAUGUCGAGUUCUCCUCUUCUGCUACACAUCCUAGACCACUGGCGAUGUGCUCAUUCGGCAGCCAUGCGUUGGGUCACGGCAUCUACACCUUUGACAGGAGACUUCAUCACCUGAGGUCGGCUCUUAGCAGCAUGUUGGAGCAGCACAUCAGCGCCCAUCUUUGGAAGAAAAUACCUCAAGCCACAGACCUUCAAUCUCCACCACCUGCAGCCAAGACCAUCACCUCCUCGUCUCCCUCCUCCUCUUCAUUACAUUCUAAGAUACGAACAGGAAGUCACAUUAGCUCCUCUCUUAAAACAUCCUCCUCUUCCUCCUCCUCCAGUCGUGGUCCAGGGAGACCUUCCACAGCCGCACCGUCAGAGAACUCGGGAAGUGGAGCCUGCAGCAUCACUGGUGGUCACAUGGUGUCUCCCAGUAAACCUGUUGCAGGGCGUCUGGUGGGUUCAGGGAAACUAAAGAACCCCGUGGGACGUCCUAGCAAACAGAUGCUGAAGCUUCGAGAGGAGGCGGCUGCUGCUGCUGCGCUCCGCAAACGCAAAGCCCCGUCCCAGGAGGGUGAGCACUCAGGCCCCGACAGGAACUGCAUACUCCUCCAGGACCGGGGUCGGCCUCCUUCAACUGCUUCCUCUUCGUCCUCAUCCUCCUCUUCUAAACCCUCCAUUUCUUCUCCGCUCCCUCAUGGACAGACCAAUGGCACUCUUUCCCCAAGCAGCAAACCCCGCCCCCAGCCGUCCCCGUCGGAAUCCCACUCACCAGCCGCCAAAGCGGUCUGGACUUACAGACGAACACACGCUCCUCUGGGCCGUUCAUCUCCCCCAGACUCGUCCUCUGCCACCAACAACUCCCACAGCCGGGCCGGUGUGGGGGACUCAGGACUGCACGGGCAGAGCAGUGGGAGGAGCUUUGAGCACCAGGGGCUGGUGAAGAAACGCAAGGGGGGCAGCAUGGAGGAGCACUCGCCCUCCUCCAAACCCUCAGCGCACCGCCUGCCCUCUUCCUCCUCCUCCUCCUCCAGCUCUGCCACCCCCUCCACCCCACGCUCCAACUUUUACCCCUGGAAGGACAGUAAAGGUGGAGGGCUGGCCGGGGGCGUGGAGAAGAAACUGGGCACACAGAAGCCAAAACUGCACCAUUAAGUGUGCCUGCCUUACAAGCCACUAUGAGGGAGCCAGCUCUGCUCGGUCCAAGACUGAGGCAACAGGACUCAAAUGUGCGUUUGUGCGUGUGUGUUUUGUCUACUGAGCAAACGCUCCAGUAUGAGUGUGUCAGGCUGUGUGUAUGUGCAGAGUUAGUGCAGUAUGGAUGUGUCGCUGUGUGACUGUGUCGUCUGGAUGAAUGUCUGAGGGAGAACAGGGAGUGGGAGGAUGGGCUGAAAUUCAGAGUAUGGAUUUAGAUAUACCUCAAGACCAUCCGAUUAUGCUGCUAAAUUAAAUCUGUUGGUUUAUAAAAAUGGAUUAAAAUGUCCUUUACACUUGG
This is a messenger RNA of Cheilinus undulatus (humphead wrasse), 2710 nucleotides long. It is a transcript of the gene atxn7l2a, whose product is annotated as ataxin 7-like 2a. Lineage: Eukaryota; Metazoa; Chordata; Actinopteri; Labriformes; Labridae. The record is from RefSeq and is a predicted model, not a curated record. The transcript is spliced from 10 exons. The coding region runs from base 4 to 2370 and encodes 788 amino acids.